UCCAUCUCUGUCGGGCACGGUCUCGUCAUUCGUAAACCGACGUCUGGUUAGUUUCACCGUCGCCUGCUAUCAAACUUCAGCACGCUCGCGAUAAAAUGUUACGUUUGAAAUUCAAUUAAAACGUUUUUAUUGAUAAUAUUUUUUUUAAUUUUGGUGUUUUGGAAAAUGCAUUCGAUAGCCAAGUAUGAUGCUGAAACGUCUUCAAAACACCAAUCCAGCGGUCCCAGCUCGAAUACAUCUGAUCCUGACAUAGUGGAUGACACUCAUGAGCUGGUAUCGACAGACGUGGUUUACUUAGAUAGUGGAAUAAAAUAUUCUAAAUAUGACGAGCCGAUGUUCGCUGAGGUGGAGGAACUGCUGGGGACAUCGCCUGCGACUCGCCCGUGCACGCUAGUGUGGCGGGACCUCUCCGUGCAUAUAAAACUCAAAGAUGGAAAGUUAAAGAGAUUAGUUAAUAAUGUUAGCGGUAUCGCAAAACCAGGUACAUUGAUCGCUCUGAUGGGUCCGAGUGGAGCUGGUAAAACCACAUUGAUGACUGCAUUGGCCCACAGAAGUCCAGAUGAAACAAUAGUCGACGGGGAAGUAGUGAUGAACGGGCUCCCCGUGGACGACUUCAUGCACAAGGAGAGCGGAUACAUGCACCAAGAUGAACUGUUCGUGGAAAACCUUACUGUAAUGGAACAUCUUACAAUUAUGGCAAGACUCCGCAUGGACCGUCGCACAACACCUUUGGCCCGUCGAAGAAGAGUCAACCAGCUAAUGCGGCAGUUGUCCUUGUAUGGUGCAAAGAAUACCCGGAUUGGGGGUUUGGAUGGACAGAAGACGCUGUCAGGGGGCGAGAGAAAGCGACUUGCCUUUGCUACUGAGCUCCUUACCGAUCCAGGACUGCUAUUUUGCGAUGAGCCUACUACUGGUCUGGAUUCUUCAUCAGCGCAAAAGUUGAUGAUAUUGCUGCGAGCGAGUGCUGUACAGGGGAAGACUGUCAUCUGUACUAUCCAUCAGCCCUCGUCAGAAUUGAUGGCGCUGUUCGACAAACUCGUGUUACUCGCUGAGGGUAGAAUAGCAUUUGCUGGCAAUGCUUCUGGAGCACUCAGUUUCUUUGAGAGCCUUGGUUACCAUUGUCCCAUCACAUACAAUCCAACCGAUUACUUCAUCAAGGUGUUAGCUUUGACUCCUGGCUCUGAAGGUGCUUCAAGACAAGCCAUCAAGAGUGUAUGCGACAGGUUUGCAGUUAGUGAUGCUGCUAAAGAAUUGGAUAUGGAAAUACAAUUAGAGUUCCACUUGAUGGAUAACGAGGAUGAGGAAACAAAGCGACUUAAAUGCAGCAACUUCAAACCACCCUACCUUCACACGAAAAUAGCUUGGCUUGUGUAUAGAUAUCUACUUAUAAUUCUAAGGGACCCUCGAGUACAAUUAUUACGAAUAAUACAGAAAUUGGUUAUAGCUCUGACGGCAGGGCUGUGUUUCAUCGGAACUGCUCGCCUCACACAAUCCGGUAUCCAAGACGUCCAGGGGGCUCUAUUCAUCAUCAUCGCGGAAAACACGUUUGCUCCUAUGUACUCGGUGUUAUACAUGUUUCCCGAGGAGUUUCCGAUGUUACAUAGAGAGCUAAAAGCAGGAUUGUAUUCGACUCCAGUAUAUUACGUGGCAAGAAUGCUGGCUCUGUUCCCCGGGCUGGUGGUGGAGCCUACGCUGUUCACACUGGUAGUCUACUGGGUGGCUGGACUUCGCGGAACCUUAUACGCGUUCGGCUUCACCAUAUUCCUCUCCAUACUCGUGCUUAACGUGGCUAUCGCCUGUGGAUCAUUUUUCUCGUGCGCGUUCGGCUCCAUGCCAGUAGCGAUCGCGUACCUCGUGCCCUUCGACUAUUCGCUGAUGGUGACUUCGGGACUAUUUAUCAAGCUAAGCACAAUACCGAAAUACAUAUCUUGGAUCCGACAUUUGUCGUGGCUGAUGUACUCCAACGAAGCGAUGAGUAUAUUGCAAUGGGAUGGAGUUCAGAAUAUAACAUGUGCAGAAGACAGUGCAAGUCCCUGUUUGAGCACGGGCGAGGAGGUGCUGAUGGUGUAUGACUUCCACAUGAGUCAGUUUUGGACCGACAUCACGGCCCUCGUGGUCCUGUACCUCGCCUUCCAUCUCCUUGCGUUGCUCGCACUGAGAUAUCGCACUAGGAGAAAAUAAACAUAUAUUUUAUAACAAUUAUGCUUCAAAUAAAUAAAAUAUUCUAACGUUGUUGUUAUUAAAUUUUUCAUAUAUUAUUCAAUAUAAUAUAGAAUAAAUAAUAAGUGAAGU
Messenger RNA from Nymphalis io (European peacock), 2292 nucleotides. RefSeq names its product protein scarlet-like (gene -w-2). Gene Ontology annotation, molecular function: ATP hydrolysis activity; ATP binding; ABC-type transporter activity. The record is from RefSeq and is a predicted model, not a curated record. Lineage: Eukaryota; Metazoa; Arthropoda; Insecta; Lepidoptera; Nymphalidae. The transcript is spliced from 14 exons. Gene Ontology annotation, cellular component: plasma membrane. The coding region runs from base 166 to 2181 and encodes 671 amino acids.